AUGAUGCAGGGUCUUCAUCACCAACAGCAGCAACUCGCGGCGCUUCUGUCCGUCGCGCUUCCCAAGGACGAUUCGGCUUCCGCCUCGGCCCCAUCCUCUAACUCGGAGGACGACGACUCGGCUCGACUCGCUGCCAUCAACUCGCUUCACCGCGCCGUUCUUUACCCGCCCAACUCGCUCCUCGUCACUCACUCCGCCACUUUUCUCGCCCAGGGCUUGUCGCAGCUUCUCUCCGACAAAUCAUAUGCGGUGAGGAAAGGGGCAGCUGUAGCGUAUGGGGCUCUUUGUGCCGUGGUUUCUUCGAUCCCUAUAACGUCAAAUGGAAGACAAAACCAUGUUAUGCUGGGAAGCUUGGUUGACCGGUUCAUUGGUUGGGCGUUGCCGUUGCUUAGCAAUGGCGGCGCUGGAGAAGGGACCAUGGAAUUGGCAUUGGAUAGCCUACGGGAGUUUCUUAAUGUUGGGGAUGUUGGUGGGGUUGAGAGAUAUGCUUUGUCAAUUCUCAAAGCAUGUCAAGUACUUCUCGAGGAUGAGAGAACCUCCUUGAGUCUGUUACAUCUGCUUCUCGGUGUUUUAACAUUGAUUUCUUUAAAGUUUUCUAGAUGCUUCCAGCCUCAUUUUCUUGACAUUGUUGAUCUUCUUCUCGGGUGGGCUUUGGUACCAGACCUUGCUGAAUCGGAUAGACGAAUAAUAAUGGAUAGUUUUUUGCAAUUUCAGAAUCAUUGGGUGGGUAAUUUGCAGUUUUCUGUUGGACUGCUGUCGAAGUUUCUAGGUGACAUGGAUGUUUUGCUUCAGGAUGUAAGUCAUGGAACCCCACAACAAUUUCGAAGGUUGCUUGCAUUGCUUUCUUGUUUUUCAACAAUUUUGCAGUCCACUGCUUCUGGGUUGCUGGAAAUGAAUUUACUUGAACAAAUCACUGAACCCCUUAACAGAAUUGUUCCUCGUUUAUUGGGAUGUUUAUCUAUGGUUGGAAGGAAAUUUGGGUGGUUGGAAUGGAUUGGGGAUUUAUGGAAGUGUUUGACUCUGUUGGCAGAAAUAUUUUGUGAAAGGUUUUCCACCUUUUAUCCCCUUGCAUUUGAUAUUUUAUUUCAAAGUUUGGAAGUGGACAAUACUCCCCAACCAAUGGGAAGUGGAAGAAUUACCUCCUUUCAAGUUCAUGGAGUUUUAAAAACUAAUCUCCAAUUAUUAUCCUUGCAAAAGUUUGGCCUUCUCCAAUCAUCUGUGCAGAAAAUAUUGCAAUUUAAUGCUCCAAUAUCUCAGCUGCGUUUGCAUCCUAAUCACCUAGUAACUGGUAGUUCGGCUGCCACUUAUAUUUUCUUGCUUCAGCACGGGAAUAAUGAAGUUGUUGAACAAGUACUGACAUCUUUAACAGAGGAGCUGGAGUUGUUGAAGGGCAUGUUAGAGAAAGCCACGGGUCUUGGAGAUGAGGUUGUUGGAUGCUCUAAAUUGUAUUCAAAACUUGAAUUGUUUGCAUUGAUUAAAUUUGAUUUGAAAGUUUUGUUGACAUCUGUUUUCUGGGGUGGGGAGAACAGUUUGACCUGUCAACUAGACAUUGCAACCCUAUAUCUUAUGAGGUCAGAAAAAUUGUUGGAUUUUAUCAUAGAGAAAUUUAAUCCUUUUGACUUACCUAUUAUGGCAUAUGUGGAUUUGCAAGUCAAUGUUAUCAAGACAUUAGACAGGCUAACAACAGUUAAAUUCUUAAGCAAGUGCUCUAUAACAUAUCAGAGUAGUGGGAAAUCAUCACCAGUUGUGACUGCUGAUAAAUUACUUAAUGGCAAUUAUUUGACAAAUGAACUAUCAGUUGUGGUUGUUGAGAAUCUGAGGAAGUACAGUAUGUUCUUUGUGAAAGCUCUCCAUGUUUCUUCUCCGCUUGCAGUUAAAACAGUUGCGCUAGAUUGGGUCCAAAGUUUUGGUGAGAAUGUUAUUGCUAUUAACGAGAAAUCAAACACAGAAACUGAUUUCUAUGAAGUGUAUGGCAAUAUUAAGAUUAUUGGGAAUAUGCUUUUCUCAAUUUUGGAUGCUGCAUCUGACAGGGAACCAAAUGUGAGGUCACAUGUUGCAUUAGUAUUGGAGUUGUUACUGCAGGCAAGGAUUAUACAUCCUCGCUACUUUUAUUGUUUGGCUGAAGUGGUCCUCGGAAAACUUGGUGAUCCAGAUAGUGAUAUAAAAAAUGCAUUCGUUCGGUUGCUUGCUAUUGUUGUGCCUACUACAUUGUAUGCAUGUGGGCUUCAUGAUUAUGGGACAUCUACUUCUUCUAGGGCUGUUCCUCUUCUUUUAGGCAAUAGUUCUAACUUGCAAUGGAAGCAAGGAUUUGCCUUGAAGCAGCUCCCUCAGCAACUUCACUCGCAACAACUUGUUACCAUAUUGAGUUACAUAUCCCAAAGGUGGAAGGUGCCUCUUUCCUCUUGGAUCCAACGGCUUAUUCAUAGUUGUCGGAGUUCAAAAGACCUUCCAAUUCAACUUGAGGAAACAGGAAAUUUUGGUGCCAUUGGUGUGUGGUUGGACAUAAAAAUGGAGGAAGACUUUCUUGAAAAGCAUUGCUCAGUUAAUAAUCUGGCUGGUGCCUGGUGGGCUGUUCAUGAAGCUGCUAGAUAUUGUAUUGCCACACGCCUUCGGACUAACCUUGGUGGGCCAACCCAGACCUUUGCAGCAUUAGAGCGAAUGCUUUUGGACGUUGCACACCUGCUAAUGCUUGACAGUGAGCAAAAUGAUGGGAAUUUAAGUAUGAUAGGGUCAUCUGGUGCUCAUUUGUUACCAAUGAGGUUACUAUUCGAUUUUGUUGAGGCGCUGAAGAAAAAUGUAUAUAAUGCAUAUGAGGGAUCUGCUGUUUUACCGUCUGCUACUCGCUCUAGUUCCUUAUUCUUUCGAGCUAACAAGAAAGUCUGUGAGGAGUGGUUUUCUCGUAUUUGUGAGCCAAUGAUGAAUGCUGGAUUAGCUCUCCAAUGCCAUGAUGCUACAAUUCAGUAUUGUGCUCUGCGUUUACAGGAACUGAGGAAUCUUGUGGCUUCAGCUUUGAAUGAAAAGUCUAGGUCACAAGUAACUGAGAACCUCCAUAAUAUUAGGGGCAGAUUUUCUGCAGACAUCUUGAGGGUUGUACGGCACAUGGCAUUGGCUCUGUGUAAGACUCAUGAAUCAGAGGCUUUACAUGGCCUGGAAAAAUGGGUUUCAAUGACACUCGCUCCCUUUCUUGUGGAGGAAAACCAGUCCCUCAGUAACAGUAGGGUGUUGGGACACUUUACAUGGGUCACUGGGCUUGUAUAUCAGGCAGAAGGUAAAUAUGAAAAGGCUGCUGCGCACUUUAUUCACUUGCUACAGGCUGAGGAGUUGUUGAGUUCCUUGGGUUCUGAUGGUGUACAGUUUGUCAUUGCACGCAUCAUUGAGUGUUAUACUUCUGUUUGUGAUUGGAAAUCUUUAGAAUCCUGGUUAUCAGAAUUGCAAACACUUCGUGCUAAGCAUGCUGGGAAGAGUUAUUGCGGUGCUCUCACAACGACGGGCAAUGAAAUUAAUGCAAUCCAUGCCUUGGCACGGUAUGAUGAGGGUGAAUUUCAAGCAGCAUGGGCAUGCCUUGGUUUGACACCUAAAAGUAGCAGUGAGCUCACCCUUGAUCCGAAAUUGGCCUUGCAAAGAAGUGAGCAGAUGCUUUUACAGGCAAUGCUUCUUCAGAAUGAGGGAAAGGAAGAUAAGAUGCCACAUGAAUUACAGAAGGCCAGGUCAAUGCUGGAGGAAACAUUGUCUAUUCUGCCGCUUGAUGGAUUAGAAGAAGCAGCAGCAUAUGCUACCCAGUUGCACUGCAUCAUUGCAUUUGAAGAAUUUUACAAGAUUAAAGACAACCAAGAUAAACCCAGGCAACUUCAGUCAAUAUUAAGUUCAUAUGUCCAACUUAUGCAUCCACAAAUGGGUAGAGUCUAUCAAGAUUGUAACCCUUGGUUAAAAGUUCUGCGAGUUUAUCAAACCAUUUCCCCAAUUUCUCCUGCUACUGUAAAGCUUUCUAUGAAUUUGUUGAGCUUGGCCCGCAAACAACAAAACCUACUGUUGGCAAACCGUCUGAACAAUUAUCUCAAAGAUCACAUAUUGAGUUGUUCCAGGGAAAGGCACCAUGACUUUCUCACCUCAAAUUUGCAGUAUGAGGGCAUCCUGCUAAUGCAUGCUGAAAACAAGUUUGAAGAUGCUUUGACGAACCUUUGGUCUUUUGUGCGUCCUUGUGUGGUUUCUUCACUGUCUAUAGUUUCUGAUGCUGACAAUAGUAUUCUGAAGGCCAAGGCAUGCUUGAAACUCUCAAAUUGGCUUAAACAGAACUAUUCAGAUUUGAGGUUAGAUGACAUUGUUCUUAAUAUGCGGUCAGACUUUGAGAUGGCUGAUUCCUCUUCUCCUGGAAGGGGUAGGCCCUCAUUUGGCGAUGAGAUCUUAAGCUCUAAACCACCUUUGGGUCCUAUCAUUGAGGAAAUUGUGGGUACAGCUACAAAAUUGUCUACUCGUCUCUGUCCCACUAUGGGAAAAUCCUGGAUUUCUUAUGCCUCUUGGUGUUUUAGUAUGGCCCAGGAUUCUCUCUUAACCCCAAAUGAAAAUACCCUUCACUCAUGCUCAUUUUCUCCCAUCCUUGUUCAUGAAGUUCUGCCUGAGAGAUUCAAGCUAACUGAAGAUGAGAUCAUAAAAGUGGAAUCUUUGAUUUUUCAGCUUGUUCAGAAUAAGGAUGACCAGGGUUUUAGAGCUGAACAGGGAGAUUCGAACUACUCUCUUGAUUCUGCUGAACUGAGAAAUACCAACCCUGUGAUGGCUUUGGUGCAGCAAGUAGUGAGUAUCAUUGAAGCUGUUUCUGGGGGACCUGGUGCAGAAGAUUGUAGUGACGAUUGCUUUUCUGCUACUCUAGCUUCUCAGUUGAAGAUCUGCUUUCUUCGUGCAAAUUUUGGCCUAAAUGAAACCGAUAUAAUUUCUGUAGUUGAUGAUUUAGUUGUUGUUUGGUGGUCUUUGAGGAGGAGAAGAGUGUCACUCUUUGGGCAUGCAGCUCAUGGCUUUAUAAAGUAUCUUUCGUAUUCAUCCGCUAAAAUUUGCAAUGGUGGCUUGGCUGACUCUGAUUUUGAGCCUCUGAAGCAAAAAGCUGGCAGCUAUACUCUGAGGGCUACAUUGUAUGUCCUACAUAUUCUUCUCAAAUAUGGAGCGGAGUUGAAAGAUAUACUUGAACCUGCUCUUUCAACUGUUCCUUUGUCACCCUGGCAGGAAGUAACUCCUCAAUUGUUUGCUCGGUUAAGUUCUCAUCCCGAGCAAGUGGUUCGGAAGCAGUUGGAGGGCUUACUGAUGAUGCUGGCCAAGCAAUCUCCUUGGUCCAUUGUCUACCCAACACUAGUUGACGUGGAUGCUUAUGAAGAGAAGCCCUCAGAGGAGCUGCAGCACAUACUUGGUUGUUUGAGUGAACUAUAUCCAAGAUUGAUUCAGGAUGUUCAGCUUGUGAUAAAUGAGCUGGGAAACGUUACUGUUCUUUGGGAGGAGCUAUGGCUCAGCACACUUCAAGAUAUUCACACAGAUGUCAUGAGGCGCAUAAAUGUGCUGAAAGAGGAAGCUGCACGAAUUGCAGAAAAUGUUACUCUUAGCCAGAGUGAGAAAAACAAGAUAAAUGCUGCUAAAUAUUCAGCUAUGAUGGCUCCUAUUGUUGUGGCCUUGGAACGUCGUCUAGCUUCUACAUCUCGGAAACCUGAAACACCUCAUGAAGUAUGGUUCCAUGAGGAGUAUAAAGAUCGGUUGAAAUCAGCCAUCAUGGCCUUCAAGACCCCUCCAGCAUCCGCUGCAGCACUUGGUGAUGCAUGGCGUCCAUUUGAUAACAUUGCUGCAUCCUUAGGAUCUUAUCAGAGGAAGUUAUCAAUUCCUUUAAGGGAAGUUGCACCACAACUGGCUCUACUAUCAUCGUCUGAUGUUCCAAUGCCUGGUCUUGAGAAGCAAGACACAGUCUCUGAAGCUGACAGAGGUCUCAGUGCUAAUCUUCAGGGAAUUGUCACCAUUGCUUCGUUCUCUGAGGAGGUGGCUAUCAUAUCAACCAAGACUAAACCUAAGAAACUAGUUAUUCUUGGUUCAGAUGGUCAAAAGUACACAUAUCUCUUGAAGGGCAGGGAAGAUCUCCGCCUUGAUGCCAGAAUCAUGCAGCUCUUGCAAGCUAUAAAUGGUUUUCUGCAUACAUCUCUUGCAACUCAUAGUCACUUUCUUGGUGUUCGCUAUUAUUCUGUGACUCCAAUUAGUGGCCGGGCUGGCCUCAUCCAGUGGGUGGACAAUCAGUUCAAAAGUUCUGUUCCUCCAGCUGUUCCCCGACCCAGUGAUAUGUUCUAUGGUAAAAUCAUACCAGCGCUCAAAGAGAAAGGUAUAAGGAGAGUAAUUUCUCGAAGAGACUGGCCUCAUGAGGUGAAGCGUAAAGUUCUUCUGGAACUAAUGAAGGAGACUCCUAGACAGCUUCUUUAUCAAGAACUUUGGUGUGCUAGUGAAGGAUUCAAAGCGUUCAGUUCAAAACAGAAGAGGUUUUCAGGAAGUGUUGCUGCCAUGAGCAUGGUGGGCCAUAUUCUUGGCCUUGGGGAUAGGCACUUGGAUAAUAUUCUAAUGGAUUUCUGUAGUGGUGAUAUAGUACAUAUUGAUUACAAUGUUUGUUUUGAUAAAGGGCAAAGAUUAAAAAUUCCAGAAAUUGUUCCCUUCCGCCUUACACAGAUCAUUGAAGCAGCGUUAGGGAUGACUGGGAUAGAAGGUACCUUCAGGUCAAACUGUGAAACAGUUAUUGGUGUUUUGAGGAAGAACAAAGACAUACUCUUGAUGUUACUUGAAGUGUUUGUUUGGGAUCCUCUUGUGGAAUGGACACGGGGAGAUUUUCACGAUGAUGCUGCAAUUGCUGGUGAAGAAAGGAAGGGCAUGGAGUUGGCUGUCAGUCUGAGUUUAUUUGCAUCUCGUGUGCAGGAAAUUCGUGUUCCCUUACAGGAGCACCAUGAUCUUUUAUUGGCUACUCUACCAGCUGUUGAAUCUGCUCUUGAGAGGUUUGCUGAUGUUCUAAACCAAUAUGAACUUACAUCUGCACUCUUUUAUCGAGCUGAUCAAGAGAGAUCUAACCUAAUUCUGCACGAGACAUCUGCGAAGUCAAUGGCGAAGGCCUUGGUUGCUGAGAAAUCUCAAGAGGCAGCAACCUGGAUGGAACAACAUGGAAACAUCCUCGAUGCUUUACGAAGCAAUUUACUUCAAGAAAUAAAUGCCUUUGUAAAGCUGAGUAAUAUGCAGGAAAUCUUGUCUCUUACGUCUGCCGUCCUGGUGGCUGGUGUUCCACUGACCAUUGUUCCUGAGCCUACACAAGCACAAUGCUAUGAUAUAGAUAGGGAAGUCUCUCAACUAGUAUCGGAAUUGGACGAUGGACUCUCUUCUGCGAUAAAUGCACUUCAAGUGUAUUCUUUGGCUUUGCAAAGAAUUUUACCAUUGAAUUACAUUACAACGAGUGCAGUUCAUGGCUGGGCACAGGCUCUGCAGCUAUCUGCUAGUGCUCUUUCCUCUGAUAUCCUUUCUCUCGCUAGAAGACAGGUGAAAAAGUAUGCUCUAGAGAUAGAGAAGCUUGAAGAGGAGUGUGCUGAACUAGUGAACUCUAUUGGCUCGGAGACUGAAUCAAAGGCUAAGGAUCGGCUUUUGUCUGCUUUUAUGAAAUACAUGCAAUCUGCUGGUCUUGCAAAGAAAGAAGAUGCUAUUCUUUCCAUUCAAUUUGGGCAAUCUAAAUAUGAUGGGAAUGGGACAAAGGAUGCUAAAUUGCGUGGGGAGCUAAAUGAGAAAAAGGAAAAGGUUUUGUUUGUUCUGAACUCAGCAGCCAGUUAUUUGUACAAUGAAAUCAAGCAUAAGGUGCUCGAUAUAUUCAAUGACUCAAAUAAACGGAGAAAUGCAAACAACCAGUUACAAUAUGAAUUUGAAACUAUUUUCUGUGGGUUUGAAGAGCAAGUAGAGAAGUGUGUACUUCUAGCAGGGUUUGUUAAUGAACUUCAGCAACUGAUUGGUAGGGAUGGACCUAGUGGUGGUGACACAGAUAAAGACCAUCCAGGAUAUUACUCUGAUAGAAAUUGGGCCUCCAUUUUUAAAACCAUUUUACUUUCCUGCAAGAGCUUGAUUGGGCAAAUGACUGAAGCUGUUCUUCCAGAUGUUAUAAGAUCUGCAGUUUCACUGAAUUCUGAAGUCAUGGAUGCAUUUGGACUAAUCUCACAAAUUCGUGGUACUAUUGAUACAGUACUUGAGCAAUUUAUAGAGGUGGAGAUGGAGAGGGCAUCUUUAGUUGAACUGGAACAGAACUACUUUUUUAAGGUUGGUCUCAUUACUGAGCAGCAGUUGGCUCUUGAAGAAGCUGCCAUGAAAGGUAGAGAUCAUCUUUCAUGGGAAGAGGCAGAGGAGCUUGCAUCCCAAGAAGAAGCUUGUAGGGCACAGCUGGACCAACUCCAUCAAACUUGGAACCAAAGGGAUUUGCGCACUUCCUCUCUCAUAAAGAGAGAAUCAGAUAUAAAGAAUGCCCUGGCUACUUCUGCCCACCAUUUUCACUCUCUAGUUGGCGUCAAAGAGGAAAGAGAGCUGCAUGUCUCAAAAAGCAAAGUGCUAUUGUCGAUGCUUGUUAAGCCCUUUACUGAUUUGGAAUCAAUUGAUAAAGUGUUUUCUUCAUUUGGAUUCACUUCUCACUCAAAUGAGAUUUCUAAUUUAGCAGAUUUGAUGAGUUCAGGGUACCCAAUAUCUGAAUAUGUUUGGAAGUUUGGCAGCUCAUUGAAUCAUCAUUCUUUCUUUAUUUGGAAAUUAGGGGUUAUUGAUUCUUUUCUUGAUUCCUGCCUAAAUGACGUAGCUUCAUCUGUGGAUCAAACUUUAGGGUUUGACCAGCUCUACAAUGUUGUUAAGAGAAAGCUUGAAAUGCAACUUCAAGAACAUCUUGGUCGAUACCUGAAAGAACGAGUUGGCCCUAGUUUAUUGGCUAGCAUAGAUAAAGAAAAUGAGCGUUUGAAGCAACUGACGGAGGCUACAAAGGAAGUUUCUCUUGAUCAAGUUAAAAGAGAUGUUGGGGCUCUGAAAAGGGUUCAGCUUAUGCUUGAGGAAUUCUGCAAUGCACAUGAAACUGCCAGAGCAGCAAGGGUAGCUGCAUCUCUAAUGAAAAAGCAAGUGAAUGAGCUCAGAGAGACUCUUUGGAAGACUGGCCUAGAGAUUGUUCAGUUGGAAUGGAUGCAUGAUGCUACUUUGAACCCUUCUCAUAGUAGCAGGGUCAUGUUUCAGAAAUUUCUUUCUGGUGAUGAUAGUUUAUACCCUAUUGUCUUAAAACUGAGCAGACCUAACGUGUUGGAAAGUUUACAAUCUGCUGUGUCAAAGAUAGCUAGGUCUAUGGAGUCACUGCAAGCUUGUGAACGAACUUCUCUUGCAGCUGAAGGGCAGCUUGAGAGAGCAAUGGGGUGGGCCUGUGGUGGCCCGAACUCCAGUGCAACAGGAAAUAAUUCAAGCAAGACUUCUGGAAUUCCUCCCGAAUUUCAUGACCAUCUAAUGAGGCGAAGGAAACUACUAAGGCAAGCUAGAGAAAAGGCAUCAGAUGUUAUAAAAAUUUGCGUGUCUAUAUUGGAGUUUGAAGCAUCAAGAGACGGUAUUUUCCAUUCUCCUGGAGAGAUCUAUCCAUUCAGGACUGGUGCAGAUGGUCGAACAUGGCAGCAAGCUUACUUGAAUGCACUAAAAAGAUUGGAUAUUACUUACCACUCUUUUGCUCGCACUGAACAAGAAUGGAAGGUUGCAGAAAGGACCAUGGAAACUGCUUGCAGUGGAUUGUCUUCUGCAACCAACGAACUUAGUGUUGCCUCUCUUAGAGCAAAGUCAGCUUCAGGUGAUUUACAAAGCACUGUGCUUGCAAUGAGUGACUGUGCAUGUGAAGCCAGUGUCGCACUGAGUGCAUAUGCCCGUGUGUCAAAUCGUCAUUCUGCUUUGACUUCUGAAUGUGGUUCCAUGCUCGAAGAGGUUCUUGCAAUAACUGAAGAUCUACAUGAUGUUCACAGUCUUGGAAAGGAGGCUGCUGCAGUACACUGUUCUCUUGUACAAGAGCUCUCAAAGGCAAAUGCAAUUCUUCUUCCACUGGAAACAGUGUUGUCCAAGGAUGUAGCUGCCAUGACUGAUGCUAUGGCUGGGGAAAGGGAGAACAAGAUGGAAAUAUCUCCCAUUCAUGGACAAGCAAUAUACCAGUCUUAUUCUUUAAGAAUUAGGGAGGCUCGUCAGGCCAUAGAGCCUUUGGUGCCCUCCCUUACAUCAUCUGUGAAGGGGCUCUAUUCCAUGUUGACUAGGCUUGCACGAACUGCAAGUCUCCAUGCUGGGAAUCUUCAUAAAGCUCUUGAAGGACUGGGAGAAAGUCAGGAAGUAGAAUCACCAGUAAUUGAUGUAUCGAGGCCAGAUCUUGCUGCUGAUGCUACUGGAUUUGAUGAAAAGGAGGAGAAAGAGAGCCUCUCCACGUCAAAUGGUGAAAGCACCAAAGAUUUUCUUGGCAUUACUGGACUUCCUUUGGAAGCUAAAGGAUGGUUAUCUCCGCCAGAUAGUAUCUGCAGUAGUAGUACAGAAUCUGGCAUUACCUUAGCUGAAGAGAGUUUUCCAGGUAGCUUCAAUGAUCCAGAAGAUAUAGGACAACAGCUUUUGCUUGGGCCUAGCAGCAGAGAGGUUACAGAUUAUCAAAAUACCGCUCCUUACUCUCAAAAUGAUAACCAAGAAAUCACAGAUUCUGCGCAGUUCGAAUCAAAGUACACAGAGGUUGAUGACAUUCAUAUUGGUUCUUUCAAGUCAACACUUAGUGACCCAAAUGAAUAUCCCCAGGCUGUGGCAUCACCAAAUGAUGAAUCUGCAACUGUUGGUCCUGAAAUUUCACGUCCUUCAGAUGAGAACACACAGGAGAAGUUUGGGAGUAAAGAGGAAAUAUCUUCACUAAACAAGGUCAAAAUUAAGGAUGAAAAUCGUGAUGCUGUGCAGGCUUCUAGCCGAGUAGGCAGGGGUAAAAACCCUUACGCAAUGUCGGUCUUGAGGCGAGUUGAGAUGAAACUAGAUGGUCGAGAUAUUGCUGAGAACAGAGAAAUUAGCAUCUCAGAACAAGUUGACUAUCUACUUAAGCAGGCCACUAGUGUAGACAAUCUUUGCAACAUGUAUGAAGAGCAAAAAACAGUGUCAGGAAUGUUGGGGUGGUUCAUUUUUGCUGUGCAUAAUCAGACAAUUGAGCAUGGAACCUUUUGCAUCCAUGGCAAACUUCAGCAACCCCAGCUUUCUCUCGCUCGCAUGGUGUAUCACAUUUGCUUAUCUCUGCUCCAUUCUCAGUAUAUCCAAAAGCAGUCUCUAGAAAACCAACACGAGCUCCGUAUCGCAAAUUUGCUUACCAUCCAGGUUGUCCAGUUCUUCUGCUACCAAUUUGAUAGGCAAUCAGUUUAUUUUUCCACAGGUUGCAUUUCAGAAAGAGCAGGAUCUUCAUCUCUGCAGGAAUACCAAAACUACAACACAACCUGA
Molecule: messenger RNA, 11478 nt
Organism: Prunus armeniaca (apricot)
Lineage: Eukaryota; Viridiplantae; Streptophyta; Magnoliopsida; Rosales; Rosaceae
Source: the annotation of a GenBank genome assembly